Molecule: messenger RNA, 569 nt
Organism: Cyphomyrmex costatus
Lineage: Eukaryota; Metazoa; Arthropoda; Insecta; Hymenoptera; Formicidae
Exons: 1
Coding region: 78-365 (95 amino acids)
Source: RefSeq, a predicted model, not a curated record
UUCUAUCGAUUUUCUAUCGAUUAUAAAUAUUAAUAAAUAAAAAAUUUAACACCCAAGACGACGUGACGGUAGUCGGUAUGCAUUUUUUUAGUUCUGAUGGAGCAUGUGACGUGUGUUUUCCAGGAUACAACAAAACCUGCAUGCCUACUAUAAGACAGAUAGUUGACUGUCUCAUUGCUACUCAUCCAAUCCGAGCCUGUGGUCCCCGGCUUCUUCUUUCUGCUAUAAACUCUAAUCCAGCUACUAAUGAUUUUAAUCAGGACACUAGCAUGGUCGCUAGCAACAACAAUAGCAACAACAACAACGAGAGCGUUGAAAGUUACCAAAGUACGCGGAAUCCGUAUCACGAUUAUUCUUACAUCUAAUUCCGCUAUUAAAUUAACUAUUUUUAUAGGACUAACUAUUUUUAUGUGUGAAUAGCAGCUUCCCCAAGUAAAACAAAGAUUGAAUGCUUAUUGAAGUAUUGCUUUACAUUAACAAGGGGAAUCCUAGAAGUGUUCAUUCAGUUUAAAAAAUUUUUUUAGUGACACUCGAGGCCAAAAAAUGUACUUAUCGCGGUGUGUACCAAU